Dipodomys spectabilis (banner-tailed kangaroo rat) is the source of this 212-nucleotide messenger RNA. RefSeq names its product cytochrome c oxidase subunit 7C, mitochondrial-like. Gene Ontology annotation, biological process: mitochondrial electron transport, cytochrome c to oxygen. The coding region runs from base 1 to 180 and encodes 59 amino acids. The record is from RefSeq and is a predicted model, not a curated record. NCBI's taxonomy places the organism in Eukaryota, Metazoa, Chordata, Mammalia, Rodentia, Heteromyidae. The transcript has a single exon.
AUGUUGGGCCAAAGCAUCAGGUUUACAAACUCUGGUUGGAGUCACUGUGAGGAGAGCCCAGGGACAAGUCUGCCAUUUUCAAUGGAAAACAAGUGGUGGUUACUGACCAUGAUGACCAUGUAUUUUGAAUCUGGGUUUGCUGCACCUUUUAUAGUGAGGCACCAACGGCUUACAAAAUAAAGGUGUUGUAACUUACCCAUUAAACAGAUAAG